AUGGAGGUGUUCGUGGGCACCUGGCGCCUGGUGGACAUCGACAACUACGACAACUACAUGAAGGAGAUCGGAAUGAACUUUAUAACUCGACAGUUGGGCAAUGUCAAUAAACCCACCACAGUCAUCAAGGUGGAUGGGGACCAGGUCACUGUGCAAAGCAUUAGCACCUACAGGAACUCAGAAAUUACGUUCACCCUUGACAAACCAUUCGACGAGCGUACCCUUGAUAAUAGAACUUGCAAGACAAUUGUACGAUUUGAAGGUGAAAAAUUGAUUCAGACUCAAAAAUGGGAUGAAAACCAAACAACACUAGUCCGGGAAAUCCGAGACGGAAAAUUAAUAUUGACACUUACCUUUAACGAUGUUGUCAGUGUUCACACAUACGAAAGGGAGGAAUAAGGAUGCUACUUUUUAUUAUUUGCUGUAAUUCAUGUUAUGGUUUCAGAGGGAAAUAUGCAGUGUUAUUGUACCUUUCAUAUGUAAUUCUCUGACAAACCUUAAAAUGUAUUAAAUAUAUCACAUAUUUGGGAACAAUGGUGGGAUUUUGGA
Messenger RNA from Amblyraja radiata (thorny skate), 549 nucleotides. RefSeq names its product fatty acid-binding protein, brain. NCBI's taxonomy places the organism in Eukaryota, Metazoa, Chordata, Chondrichthyes, Rajiformes, Rajidae. The transcript has 4 exons. The record is from RefSeq and is a predicted model, not a curated record. Bases 1 to 399 code for a protein of 132 amino acids. Gene Ontology annotation, molecular function: lipid binding.